Molecule: messenger RNA, 1110 nt
Organism: Gloeophyllum trabeum ATCC 11539
Lineage: Eukaryota; Fungi; Basidiomycota; Agaricomycetes; Gloeophyllales; Gloeophyllaceae
Exons: 2
Coding region: 1-1110 (369 amino acids)
Source: RefSeq, a predicted model, not a curated record
AUGACCUCCUCCGUGUCCGCACUCCCGUCUGCGCAAAAUAUCGGCUUCGUGGACGCUGAUGGUGAGACCUUGACUACUACGACGAGGACUAGCCUUGCGCAAGGCACAACAGUACAGAUGCAGAAGACCACCUCACAGGCGACAGUCACGAAAGUUGUGCAGGCAACCGUUACCGUUGUUGUCAAGCCUUCGUCGACUACAAAGCCGCUUGUCGAAUCUUCGACAUCACCUAAACUCUUCAGCUUGGGGCAGGGCACUAUAGCGAAAUUUGCAACUUUCACGUCCACAGCGACUUCGACGUUGUCGGAAGAUACCUCGACGCAAUCGGAAGCAACUUCGACACCAUCACUAACAACCUCGACAUUAUCAACAACAAUCCUGCCCUCUAUCGUGUUCACGACGCCCACCGCGCUGACCUCGAGCUCAGUUACCAACGCCUCAACGGGCAUGAUGAUGUCGCUGACGUCAAUACCGGUCAAGGGAAACACCACCAUUCAUGCGACUCAUGCCGGAGUAGUCGCAGCCGCCGUCGUCGGAAGCAUGUCUGCCAUCCUACUCGCUGCACUGGUAUGGUUCUGUAUCCGCCGCCGCCGGUACCGUCGUUGGGAAGACGAGCUGCGUUUACGGGAGAAGGGCGGGAGGUCGAGUAUGUUCAUCGAGACUCCCGUGAGCCCCUCCGAGCGCGGAUACCAGCACGGUAUCGAAGACGCUGCGGACAUGCCUCCGGGAAACACCUCCGUGACAAGGGCCGAUACUUGGCUCUCCAGCCUUUACACAAACACUGGCGUUUCCCAGGUUCCUGGGAGCCCGCUGGUUGGUGCAGACCCUUUCGCUAGCGUGCACGAUCCCCAGCAGAGGGAGGAAGAGCUAGCUCGGAGGGUUCUAGAACGUGAACAGUCCUUGGCCAACCUUAGCAAGAGUGUGCACGCUAGUUUACCAGUUCAGGGAAAAAGCGAUCACCACGGGGACUUGGGCGUGUCUAAUCCGAUUGGGCCUAUAUCACAGAGGAUGAUGGAUCAGGUGGAGGACAUGCAGGAGCAGACACGAAGGAUGCGGAUGGAACUGGUGCUACUACACACUAACCCUCCGCCUGAAUAUGGAACACUCUGA